Messenger RNA from Beta vulgaris subsp. vulgaris (sugar beet), 1760 nucleotides. RefSeq names its product cationic peroxidase 1. The coding region runs from base 476 to 1573 and encodes 365 amino acids. The transcript is spliced from 4 exons. The record is from RefSeq and is a predicted model, not a curated record. Gene Ontology annotation, molecular function: heme binding; peroxidase activity. NCBI's taxonomy places the organism in Eukaryota, Viridiplantae, Streptophyta, Magnoliopsida, Caryophyllales, Amaranthaceae. Gene Ontology annotation, biological process: response to oxidative stress; hydrogen peroxide catabolic process.
UGCUCUGCAUUCUAUUAAUGCAGCUUUCAAAUUUAUAUCUUUUACCCAAAUGAUGUUCUAGAAUCUAGCUUAUGGUCUUGUGUUCUCCGUCGUUAACGACGAAGGGAUAAACACUUGUAUCUUUGUAAGUAGAGAUUUACAGAGACAAUGUACGAGAAGCUAAUUAACUAAGAAAAAAUUACUAAAGCCAAAGGUCCUUAGUAAGAUAAAGAGAAGGUACUGUACCCUUUAAUUAGGGGAGUUUGCAAUCUGAAGCUUUUGAGUUUGAAGGUUCUGACUUUUUGCAGCAGUUGACUAAUUUAACCAGAUUCCACAACUACAACAAUGUUCACACAAGCCUUCAAAGUACCUAAUCUAACCAUAAUGUCAAACAUUGAGUAUUUAAUCAAAUACUUCUACAUUAGUGUGGAUUAGGUACUGUAGCUUUUGCUUUUCGCUCAUUCCUUCAGUUGAACUCUGUAAUUUUUGACCAAGAAUGUUAAGCAGAAUAAUUUUGAAAAAUCAAGCUGUAAGCUCUAGUAGUUCUAUAAAAAGGAAGCCCGCCAUUGAUGAUCGGACACCAAAAGAAAGCGAGAAACAAGUGCAUAUACAUUUCGCUUCCAUCUCUUUACUUGUCAUGGUUACUCGUACUAAUAUGAUGAAACUGACAAUCUGGGUGGGUAUGUUCCUUUUAGGAACAGCCCAAGCACAACUUUCUGCCAAUUAUUAUGCGAAGACAUGCCCGAAAGCUCUUUCCACUAUCCAAAAUGCAGUGCGUAAAGCAGUUUCUGCAGAGCGUCGUAUGGGGGCAUCUUUGCUCCGACUCCACUUCCAUGACUGCUUUGUUAAUGGAUGUGAUGCAUCCAUUCUUCUAAACGAUACCUCGACGUUCACAGGAGAGCAAACUGCAGGCGCCAAUGCAGGAUCUCUGAGGGGAUAUACUGUUGUUGACAGCAUUAAAUCUCAAGUUGAGAGUGUUUGUCCCGGUGUUGUUUCUUGUGCUGAUAUUCUUGCUGUAGCUGCACGCGAUUCUGUUGUUUCUCUAGGUGGUCCAACAUGGCAGGUGCAACUUGGAAGGCGAGAUUCCACAACAGCAAGUCUAAGCACCGCGAAUUCUGAUAUUCCAUCACCAACUAUGGACCUUAGUGGCCUUCUAUCAUCCUUCUCAGACAAAGGAUUGACGGCCAAAGAAAUGGUGGCUCUAGCAGGAGCACACACAAUAGGGCAAGCCAGAUGUGUGGUAUUCCGCAAUAGAGUCUACAACGAGAGCAACAUAGAUGCAUCAUUUGUUACUUCUGUGAAAACUAACUGUCCAAGCAGCGGGGGUGACAACAAUCUUACCCCGCUUGAUUCAACAACUCCUGUUGCCUUUGACAACGGGUAUUUCAAAGAUUUAGUGAACAACAAAGGUCUGAUGCAUUCGGAUCAACAGCUUUUCAAUAACGGAUCAACUGAUUCUCAGGUCACAUCUUACAGCAAAGAUUCUAAAUCCUUUCAGAAGGAUUUUGCAAGCGCUAUGGUGAAAAUGGGCAACCUCAGUCCCCUCACUGGGACAAACGGGCAGAUCAGAACCAAUUGCUGGAAAACCAACUAAGCCAUAAGGCUUACAUGAUAUGCUUUUACUAUUUACUUUCUAAGACCAAUUGUGUAAUAAAACUAAUUGGAAAAUCUAUGUAUACCAAAGCAUUCUGUUACCUUUCUUAUCUCGCAAGAUAAUUGCUGAAAAUGUAAGGAAAAAUUGACACCAUUAAUCCUAUGUUUGGAAUGUGCUUUCAUAUCAA